AUGGACGUGGGUUGCUUAUCAAGGUUUUGCCGUGGAGUUCCAGAGAGUAAGUUGGCGAUUCAUGACCUUGGGAAUCGGAAAGCCCCGUCUGAGGCAUUUCCAGUCAGAGUGAAUCUCAUUUCACUUGAGAGAGAGCAUUUGAGUGCUGAAGCCUUGGAGUCGUGUCGUAUUGCAGCUAACAAAUACAUGGUAAAGACUCUUGGCAAGGAGAAUUUCCAUAUGAGGAUUUGCCCACAGCCUUUGAAUAUUCUCAGGAUCAACAAGAUGUUGACAUGUGCUGGUGCAGAUAGAUUGCAGACUGAUGUGGUCAGAGAGGCAUUAAGAAGAGCCAGAAAUAAGUUGCCAGGAAAGCAGCUGAUCCAAAAUUCCCAAAAGCAUGGAUUUACUGGCUUGUUUAGAGAUGAGUACGAUGAACUGAAGGCGAACAAGAGACUUCUUUCGAGAGGGUUAGUCAGUUAUGAGAAUCAUAUCCCAAAUGAUUGCUAA
Medioppia subpectinata is the source of this 486-nucleotide messenger RNA. Lineage: Eukaryota; Metazoa; Arthropoda; Arachnida; Sarcoptiformes; Oppiidae. The record is from the annotation of a GenBank genome assembly.